GUGAGUGUGGAAGCAUUGUCCUAACUACCAGUCAAUCCUUACCUCGUUUUAGAAGAGUAAGGAAAUUAGGAAAGUAGUUCCUUCUUUUGUGACUUCUUCACAUUCUAUUUCUUCACCUUCAAUUCUACCUACUAAUUAAACUCUACUCUCCACAUUCUAUAUAUUUGUGAGUUUGAGAAAUAUAGACAGAAAAAAUGAAAAUGGGAGGGAUUAUUUUUGGUCUUGUGGUAGUGGUUGUGGCUUUGAGCAUGAAUGUGGCAGCAAGUGAAGUGCAUCAUGUAGUUGGAGGAGAUCAUGGAUGGGAUCCAAACUCAGACAUCUUAUCUUGGUCUUCUGGCAAGGUCUUUAGGGUUGGAGACAAAAUCUGGUUUGCAUACUCUGUAGCACAAGGAUUAAUUGCUGAGCUAAAAAGCAGAGAAGAAUAUGAAUCUUGCAAUAUGAGCAACCCUAUAAUGAUGUACACUGAAGGUUUGCAUACAAUCCCACUUGAGAGGGAAGGAAUCAGAUACUUUGUGAGUAGUAAUUCUGAGAAUUGCAAGAAUGGUCUUAAGCUUCAUGUUGAGGUUCAGCCUAAGGACUCACCUUCAAGGGCCUUACCCAACACUCAAAAUGUUGUUGCUGCUGAGCCAACUAGUCCUUCUGGUUCGGCACAUUAUGGUCACAGUGUAAUUCUUUCAAUAUUGUUAUUUGUCAUUGUGGUCAUUGCUUAUUGAUAUAAGCUUAAGUUUAAGGAGAAUAAUUAGUUACUUUCUAUGUACUAUGACAUAUUUGAAGACAAAAUAUUGAUGAGUUUUCUUUAGAUAAGUUAUUGUGACUUGUAAGCAUAUAUCUAAGUGUAGAUUUGGAUAGAAUUCAGAUGGCCAGUUUGUGUUGUGUUCAUUGACAUUGUGAAGUAUUUGGCUUUUGGGCACUUCACUUCACCCUCAGACAUCAGAAAGAAUAAAACAAAUAUCAAUGUUUGGAAUUUGGGACA
Trifolium pratense (red clover) is the source of this 973-nucleotide messenger RNA. Its product is annotated as mavicyanin-like. The transcript is spliced from 2 exons. Gene Ontology annotation, cellular component: plasma membrane. Gene Ontology annotation, molecular function: electron transfer activity. Lineage: Eukaryota; Viridiplantae; Streptophyta; Magnoliopsida; Fabales; Fabaceae. The record is from RefSeq and is a predicted model, not a curated record. The coding region runs from base 195 to 713 and encodes 172 amino acids.